Colletotrichum tamarilloi is the source of this 1146-nucleotide messenger RNA. RefSeq lists its product as uncharacterized. Lineage: Eukaryota; Fungi; Ascomycota; Sordariomycetes; Glomerellales; Glomerellaceae. The transcript has 6 exons. The coding region runs from base 1 to 1146 and encodes 381 amino acids. The record is from RefSeq and is a predicted model, not a curated record.
AUGUCGAAAUUUGCGCCUCUCGAUAACCAGGCUAUGAUAAACACAUUUGGAAUCAUCCAGUCUAAGGGAAAGCAGUCGUCAUUCACGAUGUCAGUCUCAGAACAUCCCGAGCUUGAUGGAGCCUUGAUAGAGGAAAGGCUUUCAACUCUCGGAGACGACUCGGUGGCUCGACUAGGAGUAACAGUAGCGCUUGACACUUGCGAUGCAUACGUCCCAAGCGAUCCGUCCGACGAUACCAGCCACGUGUUGAAGAUUUUCUUACGUCGGCUCGAGGGAAACGGCCUCACCACUCUUGCGGCGGAGGUUUGGUUAUACCAAAAUGAGCCAGACAACCUCCGUGCUCUCAGAAACCAUUUAAUCGACGCGCUGCUUAAGCCUAUGCUCGCUCGUGGAAGAGCAAAGGGACUCAUCUCCCAACCGGUGGAUGAAGACACCCAGACUGAGAUACAAAGCAUUCUGCACGAAGUUGAAACAGUACCGAGAGAUGCGACACUGAGAAACGAGUGUCUAAAGAGGGACGGCGGGAAGUGCAUGGUCAGCCAAUACUGGUCUGAUACAUGGGAGGAGCCUUCUCAGGGAAAGAUAUGCAGCACUAAUUGUGCACAUUGCAUUCCUUACUCUCUCUCCACUACCAACGGUAGUUAUAUCCAAACGGUGAAAAUUGCCACAAUUUGGCUCGCGUAUCAUCGAUAUUUCACCGACCUUCAAGGAGCAAUUGCUUCUGAAAGCAUAAACCAGCUUCCAAAUGUUAUGACGUUGAUGGACACGCUGCAUAAACAAUUUAGAAAGCUGAAGGUGGCUUUCAAGUCCACAGGCGUCCAAAAUCAAUAUGCCAUCCAAUGGUUUGGUUCCGCCGAACGGUUCUAUCUCAGAAGAAUCCUGCCUCCCACAGUUCAGUUUAGUGCGCACAAUGGUGACGAGAACCUGCCCGACCCAGCAUUUCUUCGCUGUCACUACAUCUUGGCUGAGGUUUAUAACGACAUGAACUCGCAAAACCUUUCCCUAAAGGUACUUCCCACGCUCCCACCUGACGAAAAGAUGACGCAGAAUGAUGAAUUAUCAUUUAUUAGUGGUGCGGGUGACGAAUCGGUAGAAGACACAGCUCAGGACAUGAAGCUAGAAUUGCGAACAUCGUUUAAGGGCUAG